AAGUUAACAAUGGUGAUAUGUAACAUAUGAAGACAAGUAAAUACUAUUUUAUUGUGCAAUGUGCAGGUACAACUAGUCAAAUUAUCCAUUCAAAAAACCUAGGAGUCAAAUUACAGAUCUUAAUAUUUACAAUAAGACUUACUCCAAGGUAACUUUUUUUUUUUUUUGAGAAACUACUCCAAGGUAACUUGGUAAAGUUAAAAAUUACGAUAUAAUAAAAUAGGCUCUUGAGCUCAUAUCUCUAACAUUUACAUUUUGUGUCUUUUAUUCUAAACCUGAUGAGUACGAAACAACCAAUCCACUUAAGAACAUUAUGGACACGUGAAGCAAGAAAAAUUGGUGUACUUGCUUCUUUCUAACAUUAUCAUUGGAGCCACGGACAAGUUUGGGAUAGCAACAAAUUAAAUGCAUGAUAAUAACCACCAAGACCUUUAGGAAUGCUGGAAGAUUGGUAGGGUACAAGUACUUUUGGACACAAUCCCAAAUACAUAUAUAAUUAAGCGUGAUGAUUACUUGCCUGGUUAACCAAAUGACACUUUUAGUUGAUUUUUAUGUGAAAAAACAAUAAACUACGUGCACUGAGAAUGAGUAAUGGAAUUCAACAACUAUAUAAGUGUGCUAAUUAUACUUUGGUUGGCCAACACAUUCAUGGGGAGUUGGAGAAAGUCAGGCAUGGAAAUUCAUUAUCAUCAUCAUCGUCUCUUUUGGUAUGUGCUGCUUGUUGUUACCUAUUUUUUCUCUUUCACUGAAAGUUUAAGUCGGAGAGAUUUACCAGCUGGUUUCAUAUUUGGAGGGGCCUCAAGUGCUUACCAGUAUGAAGGGGCUGCAUAUCAACAUGGAAAAGGACCUAGCAUAUGGGACACUUUCACUAGGGAACAUCCAGAAAAAAUUGCGGACCAUAGCACCGGGGUUAUAGCUCAAAAUUUUUAUUAUCGCUUUGAGGAGGACAUAGCUCAAAUGAAAGAAAUUGGUUUAGACUUCUUUAGGUUCUCCAUCUCAUGGCCCAGAAUACUACCUAAAGGAAAACUCAGUGGGGGAGUGAACCAAGAAGGGGUCUCAUUCUACAAUAACCUCAUAAAUGAGCUACUGUCUCAAGCAAGUAUACAACCCUGUGUAACUUUAUUCCACUGGGACACUCCACAAGUACUUGAAGAUGAGCAUGAUGGAUUUUUGAGCAUCAACAUUGUAAAUGACUAUCAUGAAUAUGCGGACUUCUGCUUUAAGGAAUUUGGUGAUAGAGUGAAGCUGUGGACCACUUUUAAUGAGCCAAAUACAUUCAGUAGUGAAGGGUAUGCAAGCGGUACCAUAGCACCAGGUCGAUGUUCUAACUAUGUAGGAAACUGCACCUUUGGGAACUCAGGGAUAGAGCCCUACAUGGCAGCUCAUCACAUCCUUCUUUCUCAUGCAACUGCUGUAAAAUUGUACAGGGAAAAGUAUCAGGCUUCUCAAAUGGGAGAAAUUGGAAUUACAGUAUCAACGUUUUGGAUGGUGCCUAAGUACCAAACAAUUGCCAGUAGCAAGGCUACAUCUAGAGCUCUUGAUUUUGCAUUUGGAUGGUUUGCUCAUCCUGUUACCUAUGGUGACUACCCUAAGUUGAUGCGUGCUUUGGUGGGAGCUCGACUACCCAACCUCACUGUGAUACAAUCCAAGAUGGUAAAGGGGUCUCUAGAUUUACUUGGAGUAAAUUAUUACACUGCAAGAUAUGCAGAUGACUCCACAUCUUCUAGUAGUGUAAGCCUAAGUUACACAACAGAUAGCCAUGUAAAUCUAACCAAUGAGAAAGAUGGCAUUCCUAUUGGCGAACUGACCCCUUCCAGCUGGCUUUACAUUUAUCCAAGGGGAAUUCAAGAACUUAUUCUAUAUGUCGAGAAAAAUUUCAAUAAUCCACCUAUUAUAAUUUCAGAAAACGGAUUUAGUGAUGUAAAUAAUAACUCGUGGACAAUUCAAGAUGCUCUCAAUGAUAGUUUAAGGUUAAAAUACCACCUACUCCAUCUAUCAAGUCUCUUAAAAGCUACUUCUUUAAAAGCUACCAGGGCUAGAAUCAACGUUAAGGGAUACUAUGUUUGGUCAUUUCUUGAUGACUUCGAAUGGGAAUCGGGUUAUACAUAUCGGUUUGGCAUCAAUUACAUAGAUUAUAAAAAUGGGUUGACAAGAUAUAUGAAACAUAUUGCUUUAUGGUUCAAAAAAUUUCUUCCAAGGGAGAAUCUCACCACGAGUAUCAUCAUUGUUGUACUCUGA
Messenger RNA from Quercus lobata, 2238 nucleotides. RefSeq names its product beta-glucosidase 17-like. The transcript is spliced from 14 exons. The record is from RefSeq and is a predicted model, not a curated record. Gene Ontology annotation, molecular function: beta-glucosidase activity. Bases 592 to 2238 code for a protein of 548 amino acids. NCBI's taxonomy places the organism in Eukaryota, Viridiplantae, Streptophyta, Magnoliopsida, Fagales, Fagaceae. Gene Ontology annotation, biological process: carbohydrate metabolic process.